This is a messenger RNA of Neomonachus schauinslandi (Hawaiian monk seal), 366 nucleotides long. It is a transcript of the gene VPREB3, whose product is annotated as V-set pre-B cell surrogate light chain 3. NCBI's taxonomy places the organism in Eukaryota, Metazoa, Chordata, Mammalia, Carnivora, Phocidae. The transcript is spliced from 2 exons. Bases 1 to 366 code for a protein of 121 amino acids. Gene Ontology annotation, biological process: immunoglobulin production; immune response. The record is from RefSeq and is a predicted model, not a curated record.
AUGGCCUGCUGGCAUCUGGCCCUCCUUCUGACUGGGGCCCUCCUGUCCGUCUCUCAGCCAGGCUUGGCCCAGCCGGAUGCACUGCUGGUCUUUCCAGGCCAGGUGGCCCAACUCUCCUGCAUGCUCAGCCCCCGCCAUGCCACUGUCGGGGAGCACGGCGUGUCUUGGUAUCAGCAACGGGCAGGCAGUGCCCCCCGAUAUCUCCUCUACUACCGCUCAGAGGACAACUACCACCGGCCGCCUGACAUCCCUGACCGCUUCUCGGCAGCCACAGACGCUGCCCACAAUGCCUGCAUCCUGACCAUCAGCCCCGUGCAGCCUGAGGACGACGCAGAUUAUUACUGCUCUGUGGGUUACACAUCCUAG